Zea mays is the source of this 1037-nucleotide messenger RNA. RefSeq lists its product as uncharacterized. The record is from RefSeq and is marked validated. Gene Ontology annotation, molecular function: O-methyltransferase activity; S-adenosylmethionine-dependent methyltransferase activity. Lineage: Eukaryota; Viridiplantae; Streptophyta; Magnoliopsida; Poales; Poaceae.
AACGAAGCCACAAGCAGCGCCGCGAGCCACAGCUAGCACCACCACCUUGCACCGCACCCGCACCGAGACGAACAGAUCGACCAUGGCUGCCGGCGGCGACGACACCACCAUCGCGCAGGUCCACAGCGGCAUCGACAGCAGCAACAAGACGCUGCUCAAGAGCGAGGCCCUCUACAAGUACGUGCUGGACACGUCGGUGCUGCCGCACGAGCCGGAGAGCAUGCGUGAGCUGCGGCUGGUGACCGACAAGCACGAGUGGGGGUUCAUGCAGUCGUCCCCGGACGAGGCGUCGCUGCUGCGGAUGCUGAUCAAGCUGAGCGGCGCGCGGCGGACGCUGGAGGUGGGCGUGUUCACGGGCUACUCGCUGCUGGCGACGGCUCUGGCGCUGCCCGCCGACGGCAAGGUCAUCGCAUUCGACGUGAGCCGCGAGUACUACGACAUCGGCCGCCCCUUCAUCGAGCGCGCCGGGGUGGCGGGCAAGGUGGACUUCCGGGAGGGCCCGGCGCUGGAGCAGCUGGACGAGCUCCUCGCCGACCCGGCCAACCACGGCGCCUUCGACUUCGCCUUCGUCGACGCCGACAAGCCUAACUACGUCCGGUACCACGAGCAGCUGCUCCGCCUGGUGCGCGUCGGGGGUACCGUCGUGUACGACAACACGCUGUGGGCCGGUACUGUGGCGCUUCCCCCCGACGCGCCGCUCAGCGACCUCGACCGCAGGUUCUCCGCCGCCAUCAGGGAACUCAACGUCCGGCUUUCUCAGGAUCCCCGCGUCGAGGUCUGCCAGCUCGCCAUCGCCGACGGCGUCACCAUCUGCCGCCGCGUCGUCUGAUGUGAUGAUGAUCCGACGACCAAGAUCAUAUAUCAUUCGCUCGUCGUCUCUGUCAUCUUUCAACUGCCUGCCCGCCGCUGUCCGCUGCCGUCGUCAAUUAAUAAUGCAUGGUUCUUGUUCUUUUUUUUUUUGUACUUGCACUGUGUGUGUUGAGUUGAACAUCCGGCGAUGUACUGCAACAACUGGAAUGCAAUGCAACAUCAUGCGU